UGGGUAAGGUUUACAUCAACUCCAUUUCCAAACAAUCCUCUCGCCUAGAUCCUGCUCUGUGUAUAGGCGUUUUGCUCGUGCAAAACAGACGGAUACUCUUCUUCCUUCGUUUCUCGCGCCUGAUCCGCCGCAGCUUGAUUUCUGAUCGUCCACCUUCGUUUGUUCGUCUUCGUCUUGCCGCGGCAAUUUUGAUCACGUAGAUCUGGGUCUCUCGCUCACGCCGCGACAGCUUCUCUCUGACCGCUUUGGGCUUCGUCGUCGCGACCUCUCGGAAUCAGUCCGAAAUUUCCUCUGACGAUCGCCGCCGCUCCUCGGCGCCGAGAGGAAUUUCGAUGAUUGGAUGGAAAGGGUGAAAACGUAGCAUUAGCAACUGUAACGGGACCAGGCAUAGUUUUCAUCCAAAGUUUGCCGGUUCAUCGGCUCUCUCAGCGUAUCGCCAGGACUUGGCUGAGAAGACCGAUCCCUCUUGGCAGUCUCCGGGUCUAAUCCUUCGUGGGGAGGUUUCUCACCGUACGAAUGGAUCCGCAGGCGCAGAAUACUUCGUUGCAGCGGCUCCAAAAUGUUGAAAAGAGAAUUGUUAGGGUUUUGGAGCUCGCUGGAGGAGUGAUGGACCAACUGGCGAACCCUGCAGAGCCUAAGAAAGAGUCUGUCAACAGUCAUUGUCGCGAGUUCAUGCAAUUGAUUAAGGAUAUCCAGGUAACAUUGAGGGAGGAGAUAAAGAGCGCGUGCGAGUACCGUCCCUUUGAGAAGUGCGAUUACAGUGCAAGAAUAGCUAACGAGAUAUGCUUGCAGAAGCUUUCUUAUGCUCUGUCCCAGCUUGACCGUAUGGACCAAACCGUGAACCAGUAUACUUCCUCGUCUGUUUGACUUUUUGGGAUUUCUCCUUGUUUGUCAGACUUAUAAAUCUUUGUUCAUGGGAUUUGUGCUAGGGAGUGAAUCAUAUUCUUUUGAUGUUUGUCCAUGGCGAAAAAAAAAAUCAGAUUACAGAAAGGAACACGAUUCCUUUUGUUAUCAGCA
Molecule: messenger RNA, 1017 nt
Organism: Tarenaya hassleriana
Lineage: Eukaryota; Viridiplantae; Streptophyta; Magnoliopsida; Brassicales; Cleomaceae
Product: mediator of RNA polymerase II transcription subunit 11
Exons: 5
Coding region: 517-867 (116 amino acids)
Biological process (GO): regulation of transcription by RNA polymerase II
Cellular component (GO): mediator complex
Molecular function (GO): transcription coregulator activity
Source: RefSeq, a predicted model, not a curated record